This is a messenger RNA of Cyclocybe aegerita, 348 nucleotides long. The record is from the annotation of a GenBank genome assembly. Lineage: Eukaryota; Fungi; Basidiomycota; Agaricomycetes; Agaricales; Hemipholiotaceae.
AUGGACUCAUUCACCAGGAAAGGCAGGUCGGAAGAGGUUCGCUGGGGUUCAAACCUUCACAGGCUGCGUCUCGCGCAAGCGACAAGGGGCAAGUUCCAGGACAAGGCCCUAAGGAACAACUUGGCGCUCGACUCUGAGUCUCGCAACCCCGCACCGCUAUCCGAACCUCGGGGACAGACCGACCCCGGACCCGAAUGCCGACACGACUCACGUACGCUGGAAGGCGCGAUAUGGAAGGCGCGGCCCAAGCGUGUGUGGGCGCUCGCUGCGGGUGACUUUUGGAGAAAGGCGACAGGAGAGAGGGGAAGGGGAGUCGGAACCUCGGGCCUCGGACGCUCUGUGUCCUGA